Aspergillus sclerotioniger CBS 115572 is the source of this 536-nucleotide messenger RNA. Lineage: Eukaryota; Fungi; Ascomycota; Eurotiomycetes; Eurotiales; Aspergillaceae. The record is from RefSeq and is a predicted model, not a curated record.
CCUGUUCAGUUACGUUGCCGUGGAGAAUCCACAUCCAGGUGCCGGAAUAUUAACCGGCUUCCCUUUCGGUACACGGCGCACGAGGGCGCCUUUCAAACGGAACUUCCCUAUACCUUAGGAUCGACUAACCCAUGUCCAACUGCUGUUCACAUGGAACCUUUCCCCACUUCAGUCCUCAAAGUUCUCAUUUGAGUAUUUGCUACUACCACCAAGAUCUGCACUAGAGGCCGUUCGACCCGGGAUCACUCCCAAGGCUUCGUCACGGACCUCCACGCCUGCCUACUCGUCGGGGCAUCGUUUCUACCCGACGGCGAGGUAUGGGUAGCACGCUUGAGCGCCAUCCAUUUUCAGGGCUAGUUCAUUCGGCCCGUGAGUUGUUACACACUCCUUAGCGGAUUCCGACUUCCAUGGCCACCGUCGGGCUGUCUAGAUGAACUAACACCUUUUGUGGUGUCUGAUGAGCGUGCAUUCCGGCACCUUAACCUCGCGUUCGGUUCAUCCCGCAUCGCCAGUUCUGCUUACCAAAAAUGGCCCAC